Molecule: messenger RNA, 2951 nt
Organism: Bolinopsis microptera
Lineage: Eukaryota; Metazoa; Ctenophora; Tentaculata; Lobata; Bolinopsidae
Product: coiled-coil domain-containing protein 146-like
Exons: 19
Coding region: 79-2901 (940 amino acids)
Cellular component (GO): cytoskeleton
Source: RefSeq, a predicted model, not a curated record
UUAAAUGAAUAUAUUUAGGUGCCUCAUCCCUUCAUGACAAUGUUAAAUAGCUGAGAGAAAUUUCUUUUUGACUCAAAAAUGUCAAAGAAGGAGGAAGAUUAUCUAGCUCCUCUACCACCUCGCCCAGCAUCCAAAGAGGGGCAAAUAGAUGUUAGCACUACCCCUGCUUUUAAAUCCCUCAAUGAACUGUUAGAGGCUGGUCAAGUUGGAUCUGAGAGAAUUGCUCAACUGAAGUCUAAGUAUUCACAACUCUACGAGCAUGUCAAAGGUGCCAAGGAGAAAGAAACUGGGUUAUUGCAACAAGCCAAAAGGUUGAAUGACCAGUUAAGUCAGCAGAAGUACCUGCUGGAGAACACCACUGAGGACCUCUCAAGUGGAGAUCUCACCGAGGUAGGACAACUGAGGCAGACUCUGCUUAAGCACACAAACAAACUUCUCGAGAGUGAACACAGGACUGUGUCCUUGCAGUUUGAGAUCGAGAGACUUCAGGAGGAGCUAUCCGACAAAAAGAUCGAGGUGGAGAAAUGUCCAAAACCAGGUUUAGUCGAGGCACAAAGAAAGGAGUUAUCGAAAGCAGUAGAAGAUCUAAAGGUCGAAAAUGCACAGCGAACACACGAGAUUAGAAGAUUGACUGAGGAACUGGGAGACAAAAGCAAGCAGACUGGUUUAGAAAUCAAAGAUGUAGAAGGCAGUGGGGAAGAACAAGCAAAAUUGAAAGUUGAAUUAGUUCGCUGUAGAUCUGCUCCUGGACACAUUUCAAAACAAGUUGAAAGUAUCAACAAGCAACUCGGUGACCUUCAAAAGAAAAGAGAGGGACUCGAGGAGCUUGGAAAUGAGCUGGCAAGCGACACGACCAAACUAAGUAACAAACACAAUGACCUGGUGAAGGAGCAGUUAGCGCUGGUGCACAGUGUGGAGGUGGCACAGCACCAAAGGGAGACUUUCGAGCGGGAGUAUGAUAACGGCGUGAAAGAUCUGGCUCUCGUCAAGGAAAGAGAGUCUGCUCUCAUUGGUGACAAAGCAACAUUUGAUCUGCAACUCAAACAUGCACAAUCGGAAUACAAAACACAGUACGAGCUACAAGCACGCCGUGCUCGUGACAAGGACAAGGAACUCCGUACUCUGCAGAUAGCGGAGAAACAUCUGAAGAUUGGAGAAGAUCAGAUGAACCUGGAGAAGCAAAGACACGAGAACUACAAGGACGAACUAGACUCCUUCAACAGGGAAAGCGACAAACUACAAGACAAACGAAAAGAACUAAACCACGAGGUUGACAACCUGAAGAGAACCCUGGUUAAACAGCUUAACCUCACUACCGCCGAGAGGAAGAGAAUUGAGUCGAGUCUGAGUGAUGAGCGGCAGCUGGUCCUGGACUUAGUGGAGUUCAGAGCAGCACUCCAGGAGAUCACUAGGAUUACCAGUUUGAAGACUAUUGAGAGAGAUAACAAGGCUAGGGAGUAUCUCAAGGCAGAGAUGAGAUUCCAUAAAGCCCGAGAAGAUAUGAAGGCUAAACAGCACGCCAUUGAGGACGCAGCUAAGAAAACUGCUGAAAUGCAAACAAGGUUACGAGAGUUUGCUAAAAUGUACAAUGUAAUUAAGAACGAGCGUAACAAGUGUGUGAACCUGAUCCAGACGUCAACACAACGUGCGGGGGAGAUGCGGGAGAAGAUCAAGAUUCUGCACAAUGAGAUCGAGAUAUUACAGCAGUCAGCCAACAACAAAGAAAGGAAAGUAAAGCAAGAGAAACGAAAGUACGCCAGUAUAGUAGUGUUGAGAGACAAUUUACAACUAGAGCUCGGUAAACAGAGGUAUCUGAAAGAGAGGAUGAGGGAGCAGGAGGAACGCAAGAGAUUGAACAUUGAUAGACUGAACCAGAUUAUCAACAUGGCUGAGGAUGAAAUGGUCAAGUUACGGAAGAGAUACGAAGCGGCAGUUCAAGAAAGAAACGACAGGGGAAUUCAUCUGAUCGAACGGAACGAAGAAGUGUGCAUUUUUUACGAAAAAGUCAACAUUCAUGAUCAGCUGUUAAGGGAAGGUGCAGUAAGCAUGCAGAACCAGGAUGAGAAUAUAAGGGUACUGGAGCUGGAGACCAGAGAGAUCCAGAGGCAGAUAGAUCUGUUGAGAAAACAGGUUCCAGACAAGGCUAACAUUGAGAGCUCUCUUGUUGACUCCCAGAUCGAGCUUGCCACGACACAAGAACACUUGUACGAUCUGGAGAAGAAGCUAGAAACCCCCGAGAACAAGGGCCGAGUGAGGCUGCUCAAAGGACAAGAUCCUGAUCCAGAUAAACUGGAGGAGGAUUGUGAGAAGCUGGAGGAGAGACUAGCCGAACAGGAACAGAAACUUCUGGAAAAGGAACUCAUUUUAGAGGAAGAGACUCGACUCACUGAUAGAGUCACAAAGAAGGUUGAUUUGGGUCAGCAGGAUACGUUACAACUAGCAAAGCAAGUUAAUGAGUAUCAACGUAAACUUCAAGACACUACCCGCAAAAUGAUGGCCGUUGUUUCAGAACUCAGCAUGAAUCAAGCCGAAACCAUGAAGUUGCAGCAACAUGCUACUGAUAGGAGAUCCGAGGUUGAGGACGCUUAUCGUAAGUUGGAUAUGGGUCUACCACCAACUGAGGACGCCGAGAUGGAGUGGCAACGAAUGUUGAGGGAUGAUGAGAUGAAAUCUGCCAGGAUACUUCAGAAGCAGCAGGCUGAAGAGGAAGCAGAACAAUACACUGUACCGGGUGGAAUCACCACUACAGCAGAACCGCGACCCAACGCUUACAUUCCUGACGAUCUCACGGAGCUGCCCGUUCCUCGACCAUACGGUGCUUUGGCUCCCUUUAAACCCACAGAACCUGGAGCUUGCAUGCGGCACAUCAGAAAACCGAUCGUUAAACCGAUCGAAAUCUAGAACUGAUACAGAGUAUUUGUUUUAUUUGUUUGUAGAAUCAGAUAUUCCAG